Didymosphaeria variabile is the source of this 1296-nucleotide messenger RNA. RefSeq lists its product as uncharacterized. Gene Ontology annotation, cellular component: mitochondrion. The record is from RefSeq and is a predicted model, not a curated record. NCBI's taxonomy places the organism in Eukaryota, Fungi, Ascomycota, Dothideomycetes, Pleosporales, Didymosphaeriaceae. The transcript has a single exon. Gene Ontology annotation, biological process: glycerophospholipid biosynthetic process. Bases 1 to 1296 code for a protein of 431 amino acids.
AUGACUACUCAAUUUGCUCGACCAGCUGGUGGUAGUGACCGCCCUCGCCGCCUCUCUGCAGCGGAAGCCACUCGGGACAGCAUCAACAUGGGACCCACCGUCGUGGUGCCUCCGAAGCAUCUGAUGGCACCAAGCGAUGCUUCUGAAAUUGCAACAGCCCUCGAGGCAGCAAGAAACCAACUUGACGCACCUGCCCCUCCUGGCACGCCUCCAACGCCUCCGGAAACCACUGUCACCGACAAGUAUGCGUUUGCCUUCGAUAUCGAUGGUGUCCUCAUCCGAGGUGGACGACCAAUCCCCGAAGCCGUCGAAGCCAUGAAGAUGCUGAAUGGACAAAACGAGCAUGGAAUCAAGGUUCCUUAUAUCUUUCUAACAAACGGCGGUGGGAAGUCCGAGGCUGAGCGCUGUGUUCAGCUCAGCAAGCAGAUGGAGAUGGAAAUCUCGCCAGGCCAGUUCAUCUGCGGCCACACCCCCAUGAGGGAGAUGGCUGAAAAAUAUGGCACUGUUCUUGUCGUCGGCGGCGAGGGUGAGAAGUGCCGUCACGUCGCCGAGGGCUACGGAUUCAGAGACGUCGUCACACCUGGCGAUAUCAUCAAGGACAACCAGGAUACCACACCCUUCAGGAAGUUGACAGCUGAUGAAUACAAGAACUCGCGCGCAAGGAAUUUUGCCGAGGUUAAGAUCGAAGCCAUCUUUGUCUUCGCAGACUCUCGCGACUGGGCCUCCGAUCAACAGAUUAUCCUCGAUCUGCUCAUGUCCAAGGGAGGAUACCUCGGCACCAGGUCUGAGAACUUCGAUGAGGGUCCACCAGUCUACUUCAGCCACAACGAUGUCGUCUGGUCUGCCGGUCACGACCUGACCCGCAUCGGCAUGGGCGCCCUUCGUGUGAGCUUGGAAGCUAUGUUCAAGGCCGUCACUGGCAAGGACCUCAAGACUACGGCUUUCGGAAAGCCCCAGAUUGGCACCUUCCAGUUUGCUACACGUCUACUCCAGCAGUGGAGGAAAGAGUCCCACGGUAUCGACGCUCCUCCGGAGACCGUUUACUUCGUUGGUGAUACCCCCGAAUCCGACAUCCGCGGUACCAAUGAGUACAACGAACAUGCCGACAACAGCUGGUACUCCAUCCUCGUUCAGACUGGAGUCUACCAGAAGGGUACCAAGCCGCGCUUCGAGCCCAAAGCCACAGUCGACACUGUUCUCGACGCCGUCAAGCACGGAAUCGAGCGCGAGUACAAGAAGCAACUGCGAGCCAGCAUGGUACAGACUGGUAUCCUCACCGAGUGCUUCGACCUCUAA